Messenger RNA from Culicoides brevitarsis, 2787 nucleotides. It is a transcript of the gene e, whose product is annotated as beta-alanyl-bioamine nonribosomal peptide synthetase ebony. The record is from RefSeq and is a predicted model, not a curated record. The transcript has 7 exons. NCBI's taxonomy places the organism in Eukaryota, Metazoa, Arthropoda, Insecta, Diptera, Ceratopogonidae. The coding region runs from base 53 to 2680 and encodes 875 amino acids.
AUAAAAGUUAAUAAUUAAUUACUAAAAAUUAAAUCGCGUCGUUAAAGUCAGCAUGGGUUCAUUGCCGCAACUCUCAAUCUCGAAAGGAGCUCAACGUUUGCUCGCCCCUCGUUUGUUGCACAAAAUUUUCGAAGAGAAUGUCGAUGCGUCAUACGGCGCCAACACAGCUCUCGUCUUUGACGACAUUUCCGAGGGAACGCGAAACAUUUCUUACAAUCUCCUGAAUUCGCGCACGAAUCGUCUUGCUCAUGGUAUCAUCAAUCAAGUAACGGAUAUCGAUAAAAGCGCGCCAAACCAAGAUGGCGACUGGGUAAUUGCGGUUUGUAUGCCGCCCAGUGACAAUUUAGUUGCUGCUCUGUUGGCAAUUUGGAAAGCGGGUGCUGCUUAUUUGCCGCUAGAUGUCACUUUUCCCGCAAAUCGCAUAAAUCACAUUUUAACAGAGGCGCGCCCGGUUCUCGUGAUCUACGAUGAGUCUUACAAAGCCACAGAAAACUUCAAAGGCACGUCAAGUGUUUCGUUUCAACAACUUUUGGAAGACUCCCAAGAUUGCAGCAACGCGAAUUUGGCGCCAAAAGACACUUUGGGCGGGGAAUUGUACGAUUUAGCGAUUAUUUUGUACACUUCCGGAAGCACGGGAGUUCCCAAGGGGGUCAGAAUUCCCCAUCAGGUCAUCCUGAAUCGCCUUCAAUGGCAAUGGCAAAAAUUCCCGUAUUCGAAAACGGAGAAAAAUUGCGUUUUUAAAACUGCUUUAACCUUCGUCGAUUCAGUUUCGGAGAUCUGGGGACCUCUGUUGAACGGAUUGACUCUAAUUGUCAUCACAAAAGACGUCACAAAGGAUCCAGAACGUCUCGUUGCUGCUUUAGAAAAAUAUAAAAUUGAAAGAUUAGUUCUUGUUCCGACACUUUUGAGAUCGUUGCUGCUCUAUUUGCCUCUCCAGAAUGACAAAAAUCUCCUGAAAUCUUUAAAAAUUUGGGUUUGUUCAGGCGAGCCGCUUUCACUUGCGCUUGCAAAGGAGUUUUAUGACUUUUUUGAGCAAGGACAACAUAUUUUGUGUAAUUUUUAUGGUUCGACGGAAGUUAUGGGAGAUGUCACGUAUUUUGUGUGUGAAAGUAAGAAGCAGUUAGAAGCGUUGGAAAAGGUCCCAAUUGGAUAUCCAGUUGAUAAUACGGUAAUUUAUUUGUUGGAUGGGGAUUUUAGACCCGUGAAAUCCGAAACUGUUGGGGAAUUGUUCGUGGCAGGAAUGAAUUUGGCACAAGGUUAUGUCAAUGGAAGGGAUCCCGAGAAGUUUAUCGAGAAUCCGUUGGCGAUUGAUGCAAAAUACUCUCGUUUAUACCGCACCGGAGACUUUGCCUCGUUCAGCAAAGGCGUCAUUUACUACGAAGGUCGUACAGAUUCGCAGAUCAAAAUUCGAGGACAUCGCGUUGACUUGUCAGAAGUUGAAAAAAAUAUUCUCUCCUUGAAUGGCAUCGAGAAAGCUGUCGUUCUUUGUUAUCAUGCGGGAGAAAUCGAUCAAGCGUUACUUGCCUUUGUGACGUUGGAAGAAGGACAAAAUAUGACAGGAAUGCAAAUUGAGUCAAAUUUGAUGGAAAUUCUCGCGCAAUAUAUGAUCCCGCAAGUAAUUGUCUUGGAUUCGAUUCCGUUGCUCGUGAAUGGAAAAGUCGAUAGACAAUCGUUGCUGAAAAUGUAUGAAAAUACGAAUAAUAAUGAUGACGCUGCCGUUGAAAUCGACUACGAUUACUCCGACAUUCCCGAAAGCCAACUUCCCACAGCAAAAGUCCUUUUCGAAACCAUCGGAAGCGUAAUUGGUCGUUCAACGCGCACUUCCAUCUCGAUUCGCAGCAAUUUCUACGAACUCGGCGGCAAUUCGUUGAAUUCCAUCUUCACAGUCACCGAAUUACGGAACAAAGGCUUCCACGUGAGCAUCACGAAUUUCAUUGCCGCCAAAAAUUUGGGCGAAAUUCUCGAGAAAUUGUGUUCCGUGGAGUCUGUGAACGGCAACAGCGGCAACAUUGAUUUGAAAGUCGACUGUGAUAUGAAGUUGGAAGCUGUGCCUCUCGCCUUGGAACACAAAGACGACACAAUUGAUAUCAUCACAACGAGCUUCUUCGAAAAAGCAGAUUUGGAACAAUGGUUGAAGCCAAUGAUUUUGUACACGGACUACGCUGACAUCUUGAACGCCAUUUGGGAUGUGCUCGUGGAAAAAGAUCUCAGUUUUGUCGUGAAAGAUGUCAAAACGGACCGCAUUGUUGGCGUUUCAUUGAAUUUUGAUGCUCGUGAUGAGCCAGAAGUGCCCGUCGAGAGUAAACUUAUCAUCGUUUUCGAGUUUUUGGAGUUCUUGGAAGGACCUAUCAGAGACGGAAAAUUACCUGAAGGACUCAACCAAAUUUUACAUUCCUUCAUGAUGGGCACAAAAUCCGACUUGAAUGCACAAGAAAAUAUUGCCCUGAUGCAUUUUAUGGAAAGUGAGGUACUGAAAUUGGCAGAAAGGAAGAAUUUUGCCGGUAUUUUCACAACAAAUACGAGUCCGUUGACGCAGCAACUCGGCUCCAGCGUGUAUGGCUAUGAAACACUUCACGAUUACCCAGUCAACAAAUACGUUUAUCAUGACGGAUCUCGUCCAUUUGGCGCUGCCCCGGAUUCACAACGAGCAAUUUGCCAUUGGAAAGACAUCCGAAAAUGAUUCAAAACAUUUAAACAAAAAAAAAAAAUGUAAAUAGCUAAGGUUAAAAAAAUUAUCGGAAAAAAUCACUAAAUAUUAAACUUUAAGUAAUAAAAAAAAUCAUUUAU